AUGACUGCUAAUAUCACAAUCACUGUAGCAAAAGUUUGGUUCUUAAAACCAAAAAUAGAUUCACGUGCUUUAACUGAUAUUCCAUUCGUAGCAAUCAGUGAUUUUUGCUACCUGUACAUUCAGAACGUCCGGAAAGGAUUUUCCAGCGAAUUACAAGCAGAAACAGAUAACCUUAAGGAAUACGUUUACGGCAAAUGCGAAGGUCGCCUGUCUAAUCGAGAAUUUGCUUGA
This is a messenger RNA of Plasmopara halstedii, 231 nucleotides long. RefSeq lists its product as uncharacterized. The transcript has 2 exons. The coding region runs from base 1 to 231 and encodes 76 amino acids. Lineage: Eukaryota; Oomycota; Peronosporomycetes; Peronosporales; Peronosporaceae. The record is from RefSeq and is a predicted model, not a curated record.